Molecule: messenger RNA, 2922 nt
Organism: Phodopus roborovskii (desert hamster)
Lineage: Eukaryota; Metazoa; Chordata; Mammalia; Rodentia; Cricetidae
Gene: Olr1
Product: oxidized low density lipoprotein receptor 1
Exons: 7
Coding region: 103-1170 (355 amino acids)
Biological process (GO): inflammatory response; cell death; lipoprotein metabolic process
Cellular component (GO): plasma membrane; signaling receptor complex
Molecular function (GO): low-density lipoprotein particle receptor activity
Source: RefSeq, a predicted model, not a curated record
GUCAUCCUCUGCUAGAUAAGAGUCACUAUUUAAACCGCACCAGAAGCUCGCCCACUGGCAGUUCGCUGAGAUCCUUGACUGCUUCAGUUUCUCACUCUUGGCAUGAAUUUGGAAAUGACUUUUGAUGACAAGAUGAAGCCUGUGAAUGAGCAGCUUGAUCAGAAGUUAUGUCACAGGAAGGCUAAAGGUUUGCAUUUUCUUUCCUCCCCAUGGUGGUGCCCUGCUGCUAUGACUCUGGCCAUCCUUUGUGUGGGGUUAUCAGUGACCCUUAUUGUACAGUGGAUGCAAUUACUCCAGGUAUCUGACCUCCUAAAGCAAUACCAAGCAAACCUUACUCACCAGGAACAUAUCCUGGAGGGACAGAUCUUAGCCCAGCAGCAGGCAGCAAAUGCUUCACAGAAGGAACUCGAGGACACAAUAGACACCCUCACCUGGCAGCUGGAGGAGAAAACCAAACAGCAGGAGGAGCUUGUGCAGCAAAACCUGAACCUCCAAAAUUCCCUGCAGAGAGCUGCAAACUUCUCAGUACUCCAGGUAUCUGACCUCCUAAAGCAAUACCAAGCAAACCUUACUCACCAGAAACAUAUCCUGGAGGGACAGAUCUUAGCCCAGCAGCAGGCAGCAAAUGCUUCACAGAAGGAACUCGAGGACACAAUAGACACCCUCACCUGGCAGCUGGAGGAGAAAACCAAACAGCAGGAGGAGCUUGUGCAGCAAAACCUGAACCUCCAAAAUUCCCUGCAGAGAGCUGCAAACUUCUCAGGUCCUUGUCCACAAGACUGGUUAUGGCAUAAAGAAAGGUGUUACCUGUUCUCUUAUACACAGUCUUACUGGGCAAAGAGUCAAGAAAACUGCCUGUCUUUGGAUGCUCAGCUGCUACAAAUUAGUAGCAUAGACGAUCUGAACUACAUCUUGCAAGCAACUUCUCACUCCACCUCGCCAUUCUGGAUGGGAUUGCACCGGAAGAAAAAAAACGACCCAUGGCUGUGGGAGAAUGGCCCUCCUUUGCGUCCUCACUUAUUUAAGAUCAGAGGAAUUCCUUCCCAGACUCAUCCAUCAGGCACCUGUGUAUACAUUCAAAAUGGAGCUAUUUUUGCUGACCACUGCAUUUUAACUGCAUUCAGCAUAUGCGAGAAGCGGGCAAAGCUAUUGCUAACAGAGUCAAUUUGAAGGGAACAGACCUUAGACUGUUGUUACGAAAUUUAAGCUAUUCUUGCUCACUUGAAUGUAAAACAUGAUUUCCUGACAGCUGUCAGCUAACUGCUAGCAUCAGUUCGCCUCAGCAGAGGCAAGGAACAGAAGCAGGGACUGGGGAUCCAGUCGUUGGACAUCUUUGUAUCAGACGUUGUGAGUUCAACUGUUUAUCCGUAUGUAUUAGCCUUGCCUUUCCCCAGCCUCCCAGCCACCCUGCAAUCCUGCAUCUCUUUCUUGUUUUAAAUGAUGACUCCUGCUUUCUGUUCAGUCUCCUAUACCUCAGUGUGCCUUAUGGGAGCUGCAUGGAAAACAGAAUGUGGAGAACCUGCUCAAGUGCAGGCAAAGGGUUCAGAAAGGAAAUACGCCUGUGACGCAACAGGCAAAGAAUCAGAACAGAGGAAAAGCCACACUGCAAGAAGGAACUUACGUUCCUGCCAGGAGCCACAGCUUCACCUUCGUAAAUGCGGUCCAUUUCCAUACUGCACCAUUUACAUUUUUAAUUUCAUGUUUAUUUUGUGUUUAUGGGGUUUUUGCCUAUGUGCCACACAAGUGCCUGAUUCAUAAGAUCCCCUGGAACUGGAAUUUACAGGUGGUUGUGAGCUGCUAUGUAGGUGCUAGGAAUUGAACUCAUGACCCAUAGAAAAACAGCCAGUAAUCUUAAUCAUGAGCUGCCUCUCCAACCCCUGUGAUGGGUUCUUACAUAAGUUAUCUCUUCCUCUUCCCUCUACCAAACAGUAUUGUGGCUUUAGCCCUUUAAAACAGUGUUUGUUACAACCAUAUAGCAUGUGACUCCCCAAAGCAAAACCAGAUUUCCCCCGUAAGCUACACAUUCCUUGUAGACAACCUUUUUUUGAUCCUGGCAUGCAAUGCUACAAUUCAGAAACACAUGUGACCAAAAUGAAAGAAACUAAAUUUUAGGAAAAGUUCUUAAGAGCAACAUGAUCUGGGUAUAAAAAUAGUGUUCUAUUGUAACAAAUGAGCUAAGAAACUUCUAUUUUCAAAGCCUCCAUUUUCCCCACAAACUUCCAAACACUUCCACUUUGAAGGAAAUGUUCCAUUGUUCUAGGCCAACAGUCGUGUGUGUGUGUGUGUGUGUGUGUGUGUGUGUGUGUGUGUGUGUGUGUGUGUGUUUAUAUGCGAUAGAUGCAUCCUUGGGUCCUUAGGAAGAUGAGACAGGGAUUACCUUUUCAUUGGUAGUUUUUCUGUGUAAUGAACUUACAAUAAAUUGAAUCUGUAACACUAUAAACUGUGGUGAUCAUAUCACCAUAGCCAAGAUGAUGAACAGAGUGUAUAUAUUUGUAUGUAUGUAUGUAUGUAUGUGUGUGUGUGUGUGUGUGUGUGUGUAAGACAGGAUCUCACUAUGUAGCUUUGGCUGGCUUGAAACUCACUUUAUAGACCAGGCUGACCUCUGACUCACAGAGUUUGUCCUCCCUCUGACUCACAAGUUCUAAGGUUAAUGGAAUGCAUUGUCACAUGUGACUUCUACAGUUUAUAUGAAUGGAAUUACAUAAUAUGUGUUUUUGGCCUAAUAUCUUUCACUUGGUGCUAUUAUUUUGGCAUGCAUACAUCUCCAUCUCAGUGUUUUUAUCAGUUCUUCAUUCUUUUUUAAAUGUUGAGCAUUCCAGUAUGGGCACAUACUGCUAGUUGUUUAUCUGUGUACUUGUUGGUGCCAUUGGGUUGUUUCAGUUUGGGUUUAACUACAAAUAAAGCUACUAUGAAUGUCCAUGA